AUACGAACUACAUCUUUCUCUCUCUAAAACCUAACCCCUCUCUCUCUCUCUAGAGAUACACUUCCACAAGGGGCCCCUUUACCCGCCCCUCAGCAAAGCAUACUCAAAAUUACGCUCCCCGCCCUUUCUCUCUCUAAACCUCUUCCAUAACGGGUGCUGAUUCUCUCUCUGGAUUCCAAACUCCACAGCUCUCAAAUCUCUGUUCUCUCUCUUCAAUUUCUCUCUUCCAUUUCCAGGAAUUUUCCUCUAUUAAAAGCCGCGGCCGCCUCUCUCUUCGUGGACUGGUCAGUAGUCUCUCUUUUGCCUGUUCGAGAGUACUUUCUCUCUCUAGACUUGCUGGUGCUCGCUCAUAAACUCUUCCCUCCCUCUCUCUCUCUCUAUGAUAUUAUACCUGGAGGAGGAGCCUUAUACCUAAUCCUUCUGCUUUCUCAGAAAACCUUCACACCUUCGAGCUUCAUACGCGAUUCCUUAGCUUUUGAGCACAAGCUUUACAGAGCAGUUUUUUUAUUGGUGGAAAUGCCGGAAUAUACAACCCAUGCCGGAAUUUCAGAAUUUUCCGGUCACAGCCAUGCCAAAACCUGAAAGCUCUCUCUCUCUCUCUCUCUCUCUCCCUUUUGAGUGCGAAAGUUCAGAUCAGAGAGCAUGAUAAAUGUGAAGGGCUGUAAACCCUUUCAGUUUUAUCAGGUGGCCGGAAUUUGAUCUCAGGCUUGCAGGAAAUUGCAUUGUUUUGCAUUUUGCGGUGAGCUGAACUGGUAUUUGGAGCUUCAGAGCCGGAUUGUAGAGGUAGGUGUUGUAUCUUCUGUCGACUGAGAUUGCCGGAAUUUUAAGGAUCUCUGGUAAAUCUCGCUGGAGAAUUGAGACCCGAGAUUACUUUAUAGCUACAGUGAAUAUAGCUUUUAAAGAGCGAUACACAAUUGGUAUAUACCAGUUAUCACCGGGAAUGUAGCCCUAUCAAGCUUUUUUGAACUGCUUCUUUUAAUGAUGGCCUGAAAAGAGUGAAAGCUAUAUUAAAAGCUACUUUUCCAGCGAGCUUGGCUGGGAAAUCGUCUGAAAAUUGAUCGUUCCUUAUCUUUGGGCAUUUGAAAAGCUAGGUUCUUUCGCCGGGAACUUUUUCCGGUGACUGAGAGAGGAGAGUAGUGAUGCUUGUUUAUGCAACAGAACUAGCCGAGAAUUCAUCCACCAUGACGGUUUCGAAUAUUACAUCGGCUUCAGGAGAAGCCAGUGUUUCUUCAGGUGCCAGAUCUCAGCAAAACCAGAACCAGACCAUGGUGGCCGCUACCACGAAGAAGAAGCGAAACCUACCUGGAAUGCCUGACCCAGAAGCUGAAGUGAUCGCGCUUUCGCCGAAAACCCUAAUGGCAACCAACAGGUUUGUAUGUGAAAUAUGUAACAAGGGUUUCCAAAGGGAUCAAAACUUGCAGCUUCACAGGAGAGGCCAUAACCUUCCAUGGAAGCUAAGGCAAAGGACCAGUAAGGAAGUGAGGAAACGAGUGUACAUAUGUCCCGAGGUCUCUUGUGUACACCAUGACCCAUCUCGAGCUCUUGGGGACCUCACAGGGAUUAAGAAACACUUUUGCAGAAAGCAUGGAGAGAAGAAAUUUAAGUGUGAUAAGUGUUCUAAGCGCUAUGCUGUUCAAUCUGAUUGGAAGGCACACUCCAAGACCUGUGGCACCCGAGAGUAUCGCUGUGACUGUGGAACCCUCUUCUCCAGGCGCGAUAGCUUCGUAAGCCAUCGAGCAUUCUGUGAUGCGCUUGCAGAGGAGAGUGCGAAGGCUCAGGCAGUGGUGGCUGCUGACUCUGCCGUGGCUUCCGGCCCUGCAAAUUCUUCAUCGGAUGAUGAUCCCAAGAACAAAGUGGCUUCUACUCCUCUCUCUACUUCUCCUCCUAAUGUGCCUGCCCCCUCUUCGCAGCAAGAGUCGGAGGGCUCUGCAGGGUUCAUGCAGCCGUCACUCACUACCCCUGCCUCUUGUGGCCCGACUAGCACCAAUAGCAGCAGUAUGUUCGCAAGCCUCUUCGCAUCUGCCGGCGGCCUUCAAAAUGCUGCCUUCACCGACCUCAUAGGUGCCAUGACCCGUCCUGACCCCACCCCACCACCUGUAUCCACUACCACCACCACUCCCGCCAUUGCCCUUGCCCUCGGCCCAUCAUCACCAUCGAUCUCCGCACUCUUCUCCCAAAAACCAUCAUCAUUGGAGCCAAACCCCCAUCUCCAUUAUACCAGUACGACACCGGCCCAUAUGUCAGCAACUGCAUUAUUGCAGAAAGCUGCACAGAUGGGAGCCACUGCGAGCUCAAACUCCUCGUUUAUGAGAGGCCUCGGUUUAUUGCCUCAGACUCAUCAAGAUCAACAUCACCAUCAGAAUCAGAAUCAUCACCACCCACAGGAGAAUUGGACCCACCAUACUGGAUUGGGUCUGGGCCUUUUGCCGCCAGAGUAUGGUGUUUUGCCAAGAGAGGAGGGGGUGGUUAGCAUGCAGGAGUUGAUGAGCGCGCCCUUGUUUGGGCCUGGAGGUGCAUUGGGCUCAGGCUUCAAGGGGGAGGAGAUGGGGUGCAAGCCCACAACAGUGGACUUCUUGGGCCUGGGAAGCGGGGCUAGUGGGCCUGGGGGCCUCUCAGCACUCAUAACCUCGAUCGGGCGUGGGCUUGACAUGGCGGCAGCACUGGGGGGUGUCGGGGGCGGGGCUGGUGCGUCUCCGGGCAGGCCUGGUUGGGAUGGGAGCUGAGAUGCUGUCUAUAUCUUCUUCUCACUCUGGAUCAGGGUAAGAAAGAAUUUUCAUCUCUGCUCUCACACUAGAAUCUAGAUUUAGUUGUAACUUUCCUCUCUCUCUAUAUAUAUAUUUAUCUUUAUAUCCAUAGAUUUUUGGUGCAGUUUUCUUUCUUGAUGUAGUGGUGUAUAUUUGAUAAUUUGUGCUUGUAAUUGCUCCGGCUGAUAUGAAUCUCUUUGCAAAGAGGUGAGCUGUGUACAUAACAACGUAUAUUCCAAACUCUAAAUUUUUGUUUGUUUCUUGCAUGCUGAGGUUUUAUGAAAGAAUUAGAGAAACUGAGACUAA
This is a messenger RNA of Amborella trichopoda, 3050 nucleotides long. Its product is annotated as zinc finger protein GAI-ASSOCIATED FACTOR 1. Gene Ontology annotation, cellular component: nucleus. NCBI's taxonomy places the organism in Eukaryota, Viridiplantae, Streptophyta, Magnoliopsida, Amborellales, Amborellaceae. The record is from RefSeq and is a predicted model, not a curated record. Gene Ontology annotation, molecular function: DNA-binding transcription factor activity.